AUGGCCACCUGGUUGAAACAAUACGACACCCCUCGUUCGUUGUCUUCCCAUUCGUUGGGACUGUCAGCAGGAUCGGACCAGAGAAGGUCGUUCAAGAGACCAAAAUCUGGAACGUCUGUUGGUCUUUUAAUCAUUUUUAUUUCGUCAAUUGAGUUCAGCACCGGAGAUAAGCCGCCAUGGACGCAGAAUAUCCGCGAGGCCACCGAUGCUGCAAUCGGAAGCGUGUUGAACGUGUCGAUGAAGAUCUUCCAUGUUUUCAAGUUGGCUCUUCUCUUGCAUUCGUCGUAA
Ogataea philodendri is the source of this 288-nucleotide messenger RNA. RefSeq lists its product as uncharacterized. The transcript has a single exon. Bases 1 to 288 code for a protein of 95 amino acids. The record is from RefSeq and is a predicted model, not a curated record. Lineage: Eukaryota; Fungi; Ascomycota; Pichiomycetes; Pichiales; Pichiaceae.